ACCAGCGAUUCACAUUGGACGAAGAAAAUCGAAUUUAAAAUCGAAAUUGAGUUCGACCUUCAGAAUCAAACAUGGCACAACCCUAGUGUUCAACGCAAUAAUUUACUUUCUUAUAAUGAGAUAAGCAGAAUUAAACAUUUAAUGUCUAUUUUUCGCUGUAAAAAAAUCUAAAAUAACGUAACAACGAGAUGGCGAACCGUGUUAAUUUUACGUUAAACAACCUGUUGACAUCGUACAAGAAUUGGGUCGUAGCGAAUCCGCAAUUAUUGACAGAUAUCGAGGCUACUGUCAGAUGUUUAUCGUAUUUUAGUUUUGGACAAUUGCGCAAUUCGACCUUGGCCGUGGAAUUGAUUUAUUCCAUGCCAAAUCUGAUAGUGCUCUGCAACGAUUUGCUUAUGUACAGCAGCAAACGCCAGCACUUAAAAAUACCUCAGUUCGACUCGAAGAUUAAAAUUUGGUUAACUGUGGUGGAGUACACUGAGACCUUUCUCGAGGUGUCAGCUAAGAAGUUAUGGGGGCCAAAAGGAAAAUGGCUAAUAAUCGUAAUUAUACAAUUAUUUAAGUCUAUAUUGCGACUGCUAUUAAUUUAUGUAUAUAAGGAACGUGUAACGAAAAGCCCAGCGACACCGCCUCUUAACAGAGAGAAAUUCAAUAAAAUCGACAAUGUGCAAUUGAAGGAAGGCUUUAUGCUGAAAAGAUCAGGCACUGUUGUUAGAAGUGUAAAGUAUUCGACUCCUAUAGAAUUACGAACGUGGAAAGCUUUGCCUCCUGUCACAGACGAGAAUGAGAAUCUAACUAAAAACCAGAAAUCUGAUACAUAUCUUAAACUAGCUGAGAGUCUUUAUGUGACAAAGCCACUGCUUCAUCUAGGAUGUAUGUACAUUACUAGCCAAAACCGUUGGCCACCGUGGAUAUUAUCACUUAUUAUCGAUAUAGCCAGUUUAAAUGUCUUCAAUCGUUGCACCCAAAAAGCAUUAUUAAGUAAAGAGGAGGAAGAAGAGCUCGUGCGUCGAAGAUUGAGUUUACUGUUGUACAUUUUGAGAUCGCCGUUUUAUGAUAAGUACAGCUGUAAUAAAAUAGAUACACUGCUUGAUACGAUAUCUAGCUCCGUGCCUCUUGCCAAGUAUUUGACAAGUGCUGUUAAAAAGAAUUUACCGUAUAUGCAAAACGAAUGUGCGUGCAUUUCUGGAACUAUCUGUCCCGAAGGCACUACUGGUGGCAUUGACAUCAGAGUAGUGACUCCGAACACAGGUUGCCCUACUGGAUCUACAUAUUGCUGUGUAAUCGACGAUGAUGACGAUGAUGACGACGUUCCUUGUGGUGUUCAAAGAAUAGAAUCGCAAUCACUGGGACCAGGAUUGGCACCUUACGGUGCAUAUCCUUGGAUGGUGGCCAUUAUCAACAUCCAAGGUUUUUAUAUCGGAGGAGGAGUGCUUAUCAGUCCAACACGUGUUCUUACCGUCGCUCAUAAGGUGGCACAGUAUAGUGCUAACGAGAUUAAGGCGAGAUUAGGUGAGUGGAGUCUUGGAUCUGAAGAAGAACCAACUACAGAUAUCGGCAUCUCAAAAAUUUCCGUGAUAAGUAAUUAUAAUUCGCAAAAUCUCCAGAACGAUAUAGCAGUACUUAGUCUAAGGUCGCCUGCUCCUAUUGCAAGUAAUCCUAACAUUAAUACGGCAUGCUUGUCAUCUACAUCAAUUCCAUCGGGAACAAAGUGUUUGAUGUCAGGCUGGGGAAAAAAUGACUUUAAUAACGGACAGAUACAAGAUAUUCUAAAAGAGGUAGCUUUACCCGUAUUGAGUAAGGCGGGAUGCCAAACGGCCCUUCGAAGGACCAGACUAGGAGCCAACUUUGUUCUGCACAGCAGUUUCAUGUGCGCAGGAGGGGGAACGGAAGCAGACGCAUGCACUGGCGAUGGUGGUUCACCGUUGGUAUGUCCAACAAGUAGCGGUCAGUAUAUAGUUGCUGGGCUGGUGACAUGGGGAAUAGGUUGCGGAAAUACAGGAGUUCCUGGUGUAUACACUGACGUGUCCUAUUUCUAUAAUUGGAUCAAACAACAAUGACGUAAUUCAGCACAGUAUCUUAAAAAAAUUAAAUAAAACUAUAUAUAAUA
This is a messenger RNA of Trachymyrmex cornetzi, 2110 nucleotides long. It is a transcript of the gene Pex16, whose product is annotated as peroxisomal biogenesis factor 16. Gene Ontology annotation, molecular function: serine-type endopeptidase activity. Bases 189 to 2060 code for a protein of 623 amino acids. The transcript has 10 exons. Lineage: Eukaryota; Metazoa; Arthropoda; Insecta; Hymenoptera; Formicidae. The record is from RefSeq and is a predicted model, not a curated record. Gene Ontology annotation, biological process: proteolysis.